This is a messenger RNA of Neohortaea acidophila, 949 nucleotides long. RefSeq lists its product as uncharacterized. The record is from RefSeq and is a predicted model, not a curated record. The transcript has a single exon. Lineage: Eukaryota; Fungi; Ascomycota; Dothideomycetes; Mycosphaerellales; Teratosphaeriaceae. The coding region runs from base 245 to 760 and encodes 171 amino acids.
CAACAUGCAGUUCAUUCAGUAUGCUGUGCUCUGUGCCAGAAGAACGGCCGCGUAACUCCUGAUCUAUCACUGUCGAGUGUGAUCAUGUAAGGACAGUGGCGAUGAAAGCAACGACCUCGCUUGUUCCGUCUACAUGAGAAGCUGUCAAUUCUCAACGAGAUGGUAAUAGAACUGCGAGAGCUCAUCUACGACACUUUGGUAUACGUCGGUCCCAGCGAGCUGUCGGGAACAACAAGCCUGUGUAAUGACUUUUCCAAUGUGCUUAUUCGUCGUCCUCCUCGCGCCUCGUGACAGCAACCCCCCGGAGCCGGGACAAAUCAACUCCAGGUCGCGUGAAGGCAUGAUCUCAGAGCGCAUUCUGCCUUGUCGGAAAGCAUCCGAGGGGGCAGAGAUACAAGGACGCGAAAACAUCACCGCGGCCUCCAUAGACGGAGAGCACUGCAGGUCGCAGAAGACCAACAUCCAGUCACCCAGUCUUGAUCGACGGAAACGACGCAUGACAUCCCGCCUCCCCGCCGCGAUAUUAGGGAAAAGCGACGGCGGCAUGCGAGAACGAUGGCGAGUCGAAUGUUGCCGAACCGGGGAAGGUGGUGCCGUUGUUACUCUUGGUAUGGGACAUGAGGGCAUUGGCAGCCCCGGUUGUCCAACGGUCGCACCAGGUCGGCGUAAGCGCCGAAGACGUAUCACAAACCCCCAGGCAUUGGGGUUGAUCGACGGAGAAAAGAGGAGAUGUUGCGCCCUGCCGCGCGCUUCAUACUGAUCUGUGCCGACCCCUGGAACCUGGGCAGGAGUCGGAUGAGUAUGCCAAGGGUUGGCGACCAAGAGGAAAGGCAGGAGGGUGGAGAAGAGGCAGGAAGGAGGAGGAGGAGUAAUAAAGAGAUUUCUCUCUUGGCCUUUGCGUUGUAAGGAGGCCGAGAGCCAUGCUUGGCCUUGCUUCUGAGGUCAUACC